AUGUCUCCCUCUGCCCCCACUCCAGCUACUCCAUCCAACUACGCACUAUCAGCCUACGGAAACUACCCUUCCACCUCCGCGUCCGCAUCAGCGCCCACGCCAUCGGGAAGCCACAGCGGGAGCACCACCACUCCCGAUGAUGGCCGCGUCGGCCACGGCCAAGGGGAUGGACAAGAUGAUACGGAACCGGGGAGGAAGAGGAGGAAAGUGACGAGGAGUAGGCUUGGAUGUUUUACGUGUAGGAAACGGAGAAAGCUCUGUGAUAUGGGCAAGCCGGUAUGUCAGGCGUGUACGAGAUUGAAGAUGGAAUGCGUUUACCCCCCAGAUGGAGGAGCGAGGCCGCCAGAAGAACUGCGGCGUAAAUCGGAUCCCGCCAAUCCGACAAAGGCCAAGGGGCAUACACCUUACUCUCAAAGCGCCAACGUAUACCAUCCGCAUUUAUCUCCCAAACAACUAUACGAUCCUGGGCGCCAUGUCGCCGAAAGUAUGGCAAGGUCCACACCUGCGUCGAAUACGAUGGAUGAUUUCGUCACUAUAUUCGGAGAGAUUGGAGAUACGCGAGGGGGUAUGACUAUGGGUGGACCGACUGGGGGUAUAGGUUACAGCGGGCAGAUGUUGCCGCCUCCUGAUCCUGGAUUGGCAGAUUGGUUCAGUGGUGGAUCGAGUCUUGACGAGGCAACUCUGCAACUCUGGGCCGCCGACUGUCUCGCAGUCCCCACUACCCAGACAUUCAACGCCUUUGAAUCCCUCAACAACCUACUUCAACCCACUCCUCCGUCUCAUAACCAGCAGGACCCUACCGCUACAUCCUCCAACAAUCAAGCUGAUGCAGCUGAAACAGGCUGCGGCGCCGCCUUGCACUCUCAUCCAGGAUCUCGCCGGCCCUCGCCUUCCCGUAGCAGCGACCGCGACACCCCUACUACGACCUCCCAGACCGCCCUUCUCAACUAUUUCCAUGAAUCCCUCGCCCGGCUGGUAUCAUGUACCGGCGAUACCGCCCCCAGCGCAUUCGAAGCCUUCACAAAACUCGCCAACAUGACUGCCGGCGUCGGCCCUGCCAGCCAGGGCCUCCAUCUCAGCAUCCUAGCCUGGGCAGCGAGGCAUAUGGUCAAUAGGGGCUUGGUCAAAUAUGAGGCUGUGAGCGAAAAGUUUAGUGGGCAGGCGACGAGGUUGGUGGAUAGGCGCAUGUCGGAGUUGUUUGAUAGUAAGGGGGUGGAAAUUAGUGGGGGUGUGGAGGAGGAGGAUAGGGAUAGGGAGUAUAUGACUUUGUUGGCUGCUGCUGUUAUGCUGAUGCAGUUCAAGAUCUGCCGGGGCGACGUGUGGGCAUUCAAUACGGUUGUGAAGCAUCUGACGCGACUUGUGCCGUACGUCUUUCGUACGGAAGUGGACAUUGCUCCAGACUCGAUGUACUUGCAAUUUUUCGAAAACGUACUAUACCACGACGUCCUCUCCUCCUUCAUCCUCAACCAAGCCCCCAUGGUCCCCGAAGCCCUCAUCAAACACUACCACCCCUCUUCCCUCGAAACGCUGCACACCCUCACCGGCGCAUCAUUACCACUCUUUUCAACGAUGCACAGGAUCGCGUCGUUGGUAAGGCAGCGGCGGGCAAAGCGUGGGAAGAGGGCGGGGUGGAGCGAUGAAGAAUUGAUGGAUGUUUUGACGCCGGCGAGGGAGUUGGAGAGAGUUUUGGAGGAUGAGAAGAAGAGGUUGGAUGCGCUUGUUCUUGCCAAGCCCCACGUGAAACCCCAUCGAUAUCUCCACGAAGCUUUCCGCACCGCGUGUCUUCUCCAACUGCACUACCACGUCCUCAACGAAGCCCCCGCUUCUCUCCCUAUUCGUUUACUCGUACGACAGAGUUUGUCUCUGCUUGAAGCCAUGUCGGAUCAGAAUCUGCCCGGGUUAUGUUCGGCGCAUUGGGUCAUUUUUACGACUGCUUUGUGCUGCGUACCGGGCGGGCAGGAGGCGGGGGAGAUGGAUGAUAGGGAGAGGGUGGAUCGGAUCUAUGAUGAUAUACUACAAGAUUUCGGGUUCUUGAAUGUUGAGAGGUCGCGCAAGAUUGUGCAUGAGGUGUGGUCGCGUAAUGUUGGUGGAGCAGCUCAUUUCGACUGGCUGGACCUGCUUGAAGAGUAUGAUUGGGAGAUUUUCGUGGUUUGA
Cryptococcus wingfieldii CBS 7118 is the source of this 2154-nucleotide messenger RNA. Its product is annotated as transcriptional activator. Gene Ontology annotation, biological process: positive regulation of transcription by RNA polymerase II. The coding region runs from base 1 to 2154 and encodes 717 amino acids. Gene Ontology annotation, cellular component: nucleus. The record is from RefSeq and is a predicted model, not a curated record. Gene Ontology annotation, molecular function: zinc ion binding; transcription cis-regulatory region binding; DNA-binding transcription factor activity, RNA polymerase II-specific. The transcript has 7 exons. Lineage: Eukaryota; Fungi; Basidiomycota; Tremellomycetes; Tremellales; Cryptococcaceae.